GCUGCGCAACGAGUGCUCAUCCUCGUGCAGAGUGUACCAUGUGGACCCGAAUACCGAUGAUUCUGAUCAGGCAACCUCGACUAUCCCCGACAUCGGUACCGAACCUUAUCCGGAUAUCACUCUUUAAGAAGCGCUGAAAUGUUGCCCUCCUGACCUGCGAUUGAUCUCGUUUCGAACUGAGCCAACGUAUUUUCCUCAUCGCCGGCCUAGUUUGGGAUUUACUUGAACCUCCCACCAGAAUGCAUCAUAAACACGUGUCAACCAACACCUUCCAUGGCGGUUUUUUUUGCAUUGUUUGCGAUCAUCGCCAUUCCAAGGUUGCCUCAGUUGCUCAUAGUUCGUCCUGUGACACCCGCGAGACCAUAAAUAUGAAGGUGGAGAGAGGCAUCUAUUGUGUUCAGUGCGCUUGUCGGUUUAGCUGUCGGCGCGCUGGGCAACCCCAUUGCCCAGCGCGCGCCCUCUGGGUCCAAGGUGGUUAUUGUCCAGAUGUUCGAGUGGACAUGGGACAGCAUUGCUGCUGAGUGCACGAACUUCCUUGGUCCAGCAGGUUACGGUUUUGUACAAGCGAGCCCUGCCGCCGAGCAUAUCAGCGGUAGCCAAUGGUGGACGGAUUAUCAGCCCGUUUCCUAUAUCCUGACAUCGAAGCGAGGGAAUCGUUCUCAAUAUAAGAACAUGAUAGACACUUGCCAUGCGGCUGGUGUCGGGGUCAUUGCUGACACGAUCUUCAACCAUAUGGCUGGAAUGGACUCUGGGACUGGAGUGGCUGGAAGCAGCUUCACGCACUACAACUACCCCGGUAUUUAUCAGACGCAGGACUUCCAUCACUGUGGACUCGAGCCAGGAGAUGGAAUUGUCAAUUAUGAUAACCGUCUGGAAGUGCAGACCUGCCAAUUGGACAACUUGGCGGAUUUGGCGACCGACACAGAAUACGUUCGCGAACGACUGGCACAAUAUGCUAAUGAUCUAUUAAGCCUCGGUGUCGAUGGCCUGCGUUUGGAUGCUGCUAAACAUAUCGCCGCAACGGAUAUUGCGAAUAUCACGUCGCGCUUCAAUUCGGCUCCAUACAUCACCCAAGAGGUCAUUUGGGGAUCAGGAGAGCCUAUUCAACCCUCUGAAUACACUGGGAUCGGCGAUGUCCAAGAGUUCCGUUACACUACGGCUCUCCAAGAUGCUUUCUCCAGCUCGGGAAUCUCUGGUCUACAAAAUUUGGAUAGCAACGGUUGGGUUUCUGGCUCGGGAGCCAACGUUUUUGUCGCCGACCAUGAUACCGAGAGGAAUGGCAACUCACUGAACGCCAAUUCGCCCUCCAACACCUACUAUCUUGCUCAUAUAUUCUCACUUGCUCACCCCUAUGGGACGCCUACUGUUUUAUCCAGCUACUCUGGGUUCUCAGACACCGACGUCGGCGCUCCGAAUAGCGGAGUAGGAACGUGUUCAGGGAGCACCGGCACCAACGGCUGGUUGUGUCAACAUCGGUGGACCGGCAUCGCCGGCAUGGUUGGCUUCCGCAACAAUGUCAGUUCAGCGGCGCUCAACAACUGGGUGGCUCCCAGCUCUCAACAGAUAGCCUUUGGUCGAGGCAGCAUAGGUUUCGUCGCUAUCAACAACGUGGACUCCUCCUGGACCGCAACAUUUACCUCCUCCCUUCCAGCGGGAACCUACUGCGAUGUUGUCAGUGGGGGGUCUUCUUCUGGAAACUGCACGGGCUCUUCCUUUACUGUUUCAUCGAGCGGCACGUUUGCCGCGACGAUCGGGUCGCGCUCAGCAAUUGCGAUCCACACAGGCGCGACUGGCACCGGCACUGGAUCUGGAUCGACUUCACCAACAAAUUCCACCAUAGCUGUCACAUUCCAGGAGACUGCAACAACGACUUAUGGGGAGAACAUUUUCCUCGUUGGUAGUAUCUCUCAACUUGGAGAUUGGGCAGCAGCGAGUGCGAUCGCACUCUCGUCGGCUAAUUAUCCCACUUGGAGCGUGACGGUCAACCUUCCUGCGAGCACGACAUUCCAGUACAAGUUCAUCCGAAAGGAGACGGAUGGGAGCGUCAAUUGGGAGUCUGACCCCAACCGGAGUGACACGACCCCGAGCUCGGGUACUCAAACCAUCACCACCUCUUGGCGCUGAGUGAAUGGCUGGUUCGUUCGUGCUGGUCGUCGUCGGGUCGAACGCAAAAAUCAUCUAAACUUUUGUUGUGACAGAAUACCUUUGUUUGUACGAGCUUCAUGUAACUCUGAUCAAAUAAGAAGUGUUUUUGUAUG
This is a messenger RNA of Heterobasidion irregulare TC 32-1, 2258 nucleotides long. RefSeq names its product glycoside hydrolase family 13 protein. Lineage: Eukaryota; Fungi; Basidiomycota; Agaricomycetes; Russulales; Bondarzewiaceae. Gene Ontology annotation, biological process: carbohydrate metabolic process. The transcript is spliced from 26 exons. The coding region runs from base 487 to 2124 and encodes 545 amino acids. The record is from RefSeq and is a predicted model, not a curated record. Gene Ontology annotation, molecular function: cation binding; alpha-amylase activity; starch binding.